UCUUCUUCUUCUUUUGGGUUUAUUUUUCCUUUUUCUUUUCCUUCAUAUUUUUUCACUUGCGGGCGAUAAUUAUAAAUCGUCACACCUCCUCCAUUUUCCUCAUGCCCCAAAUCCGCUCGGCAUCGCCUCACACUCCCUCAGUCCACACUAUCUUUCCGCGUGCCGACCAUCUCUCUCUUCUCUCUCUGUGGCGCAAACGCUUUUUCACCGCCCCAUAAAGAUUCAACUCACGCCAUAAACGCAGCAUACAAAAUCCACCGUUAGCUUCAUCUCGAAUUGGGACUCCGAUAAUCUCUUCAACGCCCAUAACGGGAUAGAGGGUAUAGCCAAUUUCAUGAUGAGCAACCUCGACAUCGCUACCAGCUUGAGGAGGAGGAGAUGCCGACGAUUCAGGCUCCGAGCCAAGCUCACGAAGCUCUGCCGAUGGAUUUCCCUACCCGGAUUCCACAACCAGUGCCCGACGUACCACCGCUUGGGCUCUCCCCCUCCUCCAUCUCGUCGCAACCCCAUCUGCAAGAUCCUCAAUUUGGCCAGGCAGAGGCUGCGCCACCUCAAACCCGGCCGUCACGGGUACGUCCGGGUCGGGCACGACCCGGGAGAGAAGGGCCCGUCGCUGGACGUGCCGAAGGGACACAUGGCGGUGUACGUGGUGGGCCAGUCGGGGGGCGACGCUCGCCGGGUAGUGGUGCCCGUGAUGUACUUCAACCACCCGCUGUUCGGGGACCUGCUGCGGGAGGCGGAGCUGGUCUACGGGUACGACCACCCGGGGGGGAUCACGCUUCCCUGCGGGAUCUCCGAGCUCGAGAGGGUCCAGACCAGAAUCGCCGCGGUGGGCGGCGGUAUCCGGCGGCUGACGGGGUGGGGGCGGCGGAGCUGAGAUUCUGUCUCUUGAGUUUGAGGGCGCAGGUGGGGCCGUCGGAGAUCGGGAUUGGGUGGUCGGCGAGAAUUUCGCGACCCAAAUUUUGAUAUAAAUAAGCGGUCACAUGAUU
Messenger RNA from Rhodamnia argentea, 989 nucleotides. Its product is annotated as auxin-responsive protein SAUR36. The record is from RefSeq and is a predicted model, not a curated record. The coding region runs from base 335 to 877 and encodes 180 amino acids. NCBI's taxonomy places the organism in Eukaryota, Viridiplantae, Streptophyta, Magnoliopsida, Myrtales, Myrtaceae. Gene Ontology annotation, biological process: response to auxin. The transcript has a single exon.